AUGCGCUCCCUGGCGCCCGUCUGCUGCCUGCUGCUCCUCGGGGCUUUCUGGGCCGACCAUGCCAUGGCUGGCUCCAGCUUCCUGAGCCCCGAGCACCACAAGGGGCCGAAAAAGGAGCCCAAGAAGCCGCCGGCCAAGCUGCAGCCCCGCGCGCUCGACGGCCAGUUCGGCCCAGCCAGUCAGGAAGGGCCGGAGGAUGAGCUGGAGAUCCGGUUCAACGCCCCCUUCGAUGUUGGGAUCAAGCUUUCGGGGGUGCAGUACCACCAGCAUGGCCAGGCCCUGGGCCAGUUCCUCCAGGACGUCCUCUGGGAGGCCAACGAUGUCCCAGCAGACAAGUGA
Molecule: messenger RNA, 339 nt
Organism: Sorex fumeus (smoky shrew)
Lineage: Eukaryota; Metazoa; Chordata; Mammalia; Eulipotyphla; Soricidae
Gene: GHRL
Product: ghrelin and obestatin prepropeptide
Exons: 4
Coding region: 1-339 (112 amino acids)
Biological process (GO): gastric acid secretion; negative regulation of inflammatory response; regulation of response to food
Cellular component (GO): extracellular region
Molecular function (GO): growth hormone-releasing hormone activity; ghrelin receptor binding
Source: RefSeq, a predicted model, not a curated record